This is a messenger RNA of Zychaea mexicana, 1163 nucleotides long. RefSeq lists its product as uncharacterized. Bases 80 to 724 code for a protein of 214 amino acids. The record is from RefSeq and is a predicted model, not a curated record. Gene Ontology annotation, molecular function: acyltransferase activity, transferring groups other than amino-acyl groups. The transcript has 5 exons. Lineage: Eukaryota; Fungi; Mucoromycota; Mucoromycetes; Mucorales; Lichtheimiaceae.
GUGUACCUUUUAUAUCACACACACUCUAUCUCUCUCUCUUUCUCGCCACCUUUUCUUCCUGUGACCCCCUCUGCAUAUCAUGUCUUCUGCUUACGGCAAAAUUCCAAAGCCUGCUUCGACCGUCUCACUAGACAAAAUUCUUCCUAUUCGCAAGACCCUGCGUAAUGGUGCUGAGGCCGUCUUGCAGGCUGUUGAUCCCGAGAAUGUUGAAUUAGUUGAACAAUUGCGUUCAUUGUUCAAUGGCGAAUUGGAACGCGGUUCGACCUAUCCUCAAGAAGAACCCCUCACCGAGGCUCAGUUCGCUGAUUACUUUUUGUCAUACGACGCCUUUGUAUUGACCAAGGAUGGUCCCAUCGAAAAGGGACAAUCGUACAAUUACGAAGAUAAGGUCUUGGGGAUGUACUACGUCAAGCCCAACUACCCCGGUCGCUGCUCUCAUAUCUGUAAUGCUGGUUUCUUUACCUCGGUUAAUCACCGUGGUUACGGCUCUGGCGUUGCCAUGGCAGAAACAUACAUGAUCAUUGGCCCUGCCCUUGGUUACAAGGCUUCUGUAUUCAACCUAGUUUUUGCUAACAACGAAGCUUCGAUCCGCAUCUGGCGUCGUCUUGGUUUCCAAGAAGCUGGUCGUAUUCCUGAAGCUGCAAGAUUAACGAACAGCCCCAACCAGCUUGUCGAUGCCAUCAUCUUUUAUUAUGAUUUCACAAAGAAGGCCAUUGCAGCAUAAAGUAUUGCCUAAGACGUUACAUCUACUUUUUAAUCUACUAACACUACUUCUGCUAUUACAGUAAUGUAGGAAUUAUACAUAUUAUAUACAUAUCAUUCAGCAUAUAGAGAAGAAGUUGAUUGUACACACCACUGCACCAUUUUUUGUACUUGUACUAAUAAAUAGAAAGAACCAAAGUACUGUAUAUAGCUGUAUGUACGGAAAGGAUUUCUUAUAUGAUAGCAGCGCGUAGUGCUUUCGGGAGACUUCGUGGCUCGAUUGGUGUUCUUCUGAACUUUACAAAUGGGAUACUAGCUGAUCGUCAGUACUCCUGUCAAUAUACAGGGUUUCAGGAAAGUGAUGUCGCAACCAACAGAAAUCAAUGUCGCAAGCAAAGUUUUUUGCUUCAAAAUCAAAUGUCACAUUUUUUGUCGCAUUUGUUGCUAUUGAUGUCCCCUUU